GAUCCCCAAAGCGCCCGGAUGAAAGACAAAACGCUGCAUGGUUGUUUGACUCGGUCGAGGUAGAGCAGAGCAGAGCAGGGGAACAUACAGGACUGAGAGAGACACUGUCGGAAUCUGGACAUUUUUGACGGAGCUUCUAAAAGCCACCAGGCGACAACCAGACGUUCGGUUCUGGGAAAAGGAGAGUUGUUGAACGGUGUCGUAUUUCGCUCUUAACUCGUCAUGGGAGAAAUGCUCGCUGCAUACCCAUAGAUUCAACGUACAAAGUCUGUGGACGGGAGUGUUUAUGGUCUGUGCAGAACAACUAGCCAAAGCCUCAGAUCUGGGUCGUCCAAAGUGAGGGAAGAGAAGGGUGUAGACGGGACUGUCUCAGCUCUGAGCCAUGGAAUGCCCCCUCCGUCCGCCACUAGCUGCCUCUUCUCCACAGACUGAGCUCCAGACGCUAAGUUAGCGGCACGCUUCUGCCCUCGAACGUAACACAUCCAGGAAGGGAGGAAGUCACAGCAGAGCAGAGCUUCGUACGCACAGAGGAAAGGAUUUACAGCUCCUCUCCAACGCACCAACAGCUAGCUGCUUUUAGCUUAGUUGGUUAGGUUUAGUUGGUUAGGUUUUUCUUCUUUCUUGUUUUCUCUGUGGAUUUGUGAUUUUUGAUCGAGAGUCAAGAUGGUGGAUUUACAAGAGUACCUGUGGAUGGUGAUCCUCGGCUUCGUGAUAGCCUUCAUCCUGGCCUUCUCUGUGGGGGCCAACGACGUGGCCAACUCGUUCGGGACGGCGGUAGGAUCGGGGGUGGUGACGCUGAAGCAGGCCUGUAUCCUGGCGUCCAUCUUUGAGACGUUGGGUUCCAUGCUGCUUGGAGCCAAGGUGGGGGAGACCAUACGGAAGGGCAUCAUAGACGUCAACCUAUACAACGAGACUGUGCCCGUGCUUAUGGCAGGGGAGGUCAGCGCCAUGGUCGGUUCUGCGAUUUGGCAGCUCAUUGCGUCGUUCCUCAAACUACCCAUCUCUGGGACGCAUUGCAUCGUGGGUUCAACCAUUGGGUUCUCCAUGGUGGCCAUUGGCACCAAGGGCGUUCAGUGGAUGCAGCUGGUCAAGAUUGUUGCAUCCUGGUUCAUCUCUCCCCUACUGUCGGGACUGAUGUCUGGGUUCCUCUUCUUCCUCAUCAGACACUUCAUCCUUAAUAAGGAUGACCCGGUCCCCAACGGUCUCCGUGCCCUGCCAGUGUUCUACGCCUCAACGAUAGGCAUCAACGCCUUCUCCAUUCUUUAUACAGGAGCACCAUUGCUAGGUCUGGAGAUGUUACCGGUGUGGGCUAUAGCUCUUAUCACGCUGGCGGGGGCUCUGGUCUGUGCUGUCGUGGUCUGGUUCGCCGUCUGCCCCUGGAUGAGACGGAAGAUAGCAAGUAGAAUAAAGAAGGAGCGAGCUGCCCUGUCCAGGAUCUCAGACGAGUCCUUAGAUCAGAUUCCCGAGGAGGAAGAGGAGGAGCUUCCCGUGUUCAAGGAGCUACCGGGCGCCAAGGGGACGGACGACGCCGUGCUGCCGUUAACAGGUGGUAGCGGAGGGGAGUCACGGAGAGGAGAGGCCACCGGAGAGCUCAACAGCCUGGCAAAUGGAGGCACUGUCCUGCCCAACGGACGCGUCUAUGGGCGGACCCACUCCAUGACCAACGGCACCCUGUCCAUGUCCAAGUCCCCACCGUCCAAUGGAAGCUUCACAUUCGGUGGGGAACACAUGCGCAGCGACGGCCAGGUGUACCACACGGUCCACAAGGACUCCGGUCUCUACAAAGACCUGCUCCACAAGAUCCACCUGGGACGGCUGGAGGACGACCGCUCCGCCCCCACGCCAGACAACAACUACCGUCUGCUGCGGCGCAACAACAGCUACACCUGCUACACGGCUGCCAUCUGUGGCGUGCCGGUCCAGCCGCCGCUCCGCUCCGAGUCCCGGGAGGCCCGGGAGGACAGCGAGAAGCUGGUGGGGGAGGGGGAGAGGUCGGGGAGCGUGUCCUACGCCAAGAAGAGGGUCCGUUACGAUAGCUACUCGUCGUACUGUAACGCCGUGGCGGAGGCCGAGAUCGAGGCGGAGGAGGGCGGCGUGGAGAUGAAGCUGGCGUCUGACCUGGGGGGGGGCGAGGAGGCAGCGGCGCCAGGGGCUCCCGUCCCGCUGGAUGACUCGGCAGAAGAGGACGAGGGGGAGAAGGACAAGCCGACCGUCUACCUGCUUUUCCACUUCCUGCAGAUCCUCACCGCGUGCUUCGGAUCCUUCGCUCACGGAGGCAACGACGUCAGUAAUGCCAUCGGCCCGUUGGUGGCGCUGUGGAUGAUCUAUGACCAAGGCGGGGUGAUGCAGGACGCUGCCACCCCCAUCUGGCUGCUGUUCUACGGGGGCGUGGGCAUCUGCUGCGGCCUCUGGGUGUGGGGGCGCCGGGUGAUCCAGACCAUGGGCAAGGACCUCACCCCCAUUACCCCCUCCAGUGGAUUCACUAUAGAGCUGGCUUCAGCACUCACUGUUGUGUUGGCUUCCAAUAUCGGAAUCCCUGUCAGUACCACACACUGCAAGGUGGGCUCGGUGGUAGCGGUUGGCUGGAUCCGCUCCAAGAAGGCGGUUGAUUGGCGGUUGUUCCGUAAUAUCUUCCUGGCGUGGUUCGUCACGGUGCCGGUGGCGGGGCUGUUCAGCGCCGCGGUCAUGGCCCUGUUCGUCUACGGCAUCCUCCCUUAUGUCUGAGGAAGAGAGGAGAGAGGGAGAAAAGAAGAGAGGAGAGAGGGAGAGAGGGGAAGGUGGAGAGGAGAGAGGGAGGCCUCAAGCAGAUGGGAUGGGAUGGGGGGGGGUAUGAGGAGUAAAAGUGAGGGGUAAAGAAAGAGGAGAUGAAAAGAGUGGGCCUUGAAGUUAAGAAUGGGGCUAGGGGGUGAAAAGAGAGAUGGAGGGAUGGAGUGGUUAAUUACACUGUUUCUAGAGGAGAGAAAAGGGUUAGAUCACAUGCUGCCUGGGUUCUAGUCCUGAAGAGGGUUAGAUCACAUGCUGCCUGGGUUCUGGUCCUGAAGAGGGUUAGAUCACAUGCUGCCUGGGUUCUAGUCCUGAAGAGGGUUGGAUCACAUGCUGCCUGGGUUCUAGUCCAGAGACUCGUUGACUUCCUUCUAUUGUGUUUUUAUUAUUAUUAUUGCAUUUUUAAAAAAAAAACUAAUGGUGUUUAACUAACGUGUUAAAUCUUACAGUUCAACCUGCUGUACAGACAUACAUAUCACAGACUUACAUAUCACAGACUUACAUAUCACCGAUAUGUAUAUAUUACAGACAUACAAUGCCUUCAGAAAGUAUUCAUACCCCUUGACUUAUUCCAUGUUGUUGUUUUACAGCCUGAAUUCAAA
Molecule: messenger RNA, 3365 nt
Organism: Coregonus clupeaformis (lake whitefish)
Lineage: Eukaryota; Metazoa; Chordata; Actinopteri; Salmoniformes; Salmonidae
Product: sodium-dependent phosphate transporter 2-like
Exons: 12
Coding region: 664-2724 (686 amino acids)
Biological process (GO): phosphate ion transmembrane transport
Cellular component (GO): membrane
Molecular function (GO): phosphate transmembrane transporter activity
Source: RefSeq, a predicted model, not a curated record